GGUCUUCUUCUCAAUAAUAACUCGUCACAACUCUCAAAAAAAUAAAAUAAAAAAGGACUCAAUCCGAAUUGCGCCUUUUCCGUUGUCCUUUUUGCUCUGUCAAAAUCUGGGAAGAUUUGAUCUCAUAAAUUCACUGAUGGGUUCCAAAAUCGUCUUUCGAUCUCUCACCGAGUUAUUCCCCCAGAUUGAUGCGAGGAUUUUAAAAGCUGUUGCUAUUGAGCACCCUAAAGAUGCUGAUCUUGCUGCUGCUGUUGUUAUCUCUGAGAUUGUUCCCAAGUUUUUCCCUGAUGAUAGUUCCACACUACCUGAGAACAACAAGACACCAGUAGUGAAGGUCCCAGACAACAAAGUAGGACGUGAUAUGCCAAAUGGUGCGUUGACUGGUUCAGAGACUGGUGCUUCCUCUUCUUCAGGAACUGUAUCUUCGUCAGAAACAAGGACCCAGUUGUUGAAAGUGAUGCCCAAUGGUGAUGUUGAUAUUCAGAGCAAAGCGCUGAUCGGGAUUGAGUCUGGAGUGAUUUCCUCAGCUCCCCCUAGCUUCUCUUUGUCGGGAACGAAGUUGACUAGUGAUUGUUGGGAAGGUAUUGAUUUUCACUUGACAGGUAAUCAAGCAGAGUCAAGCACAAGCGCAGUUCCAAAACAUGUUGGGGAUAAGCUGAUUUGUCCUUUAGCAGACACUUCCAAAUCUACUCUGAAACAUCCCAAGUGUUCAGAUGAUUUGGGAGAGGCUGCAAGUGGUUCAUUGAGUGAUGCAGAGUUGAGUGGCUCAGUUCUUGUGGAAGAGACUUCCUUGGAAGUUGAAAAUGGUGAUUCAGAGCUGGCUGGUGCUUUUCGCUCUAGUGUUAGCAGAUCAACUCAGGGAUGCAAAAUCGAUCACCUCGAACAGAUCAUUGAGGAUGCCAAAAGUAACAAGAAAACUUUGUUCAUUGUGAUGGAAUCGAUUAUGAAUCUGAUGAGAGAAGUUGAGCUUCAAGAGAAGGAUGCAGAGAAGGUGAAGGAAGACGCUACUAGAGGAGGCUUUGAUACCCUUAAAAAGGUUGAGGACCUGAAGAAGAUCCUGGCACAUGCCAAGGAGGGGAACGACAUGGAUGCUGGAGAAGUUUAUGGGGAGAGGUCAGUUUUAGCCACUGAAGUUAACGAGCUUGAGAAUCGCUUGCUCAGCUUAUCAGAAGAACGAGACAAGUCUCUUUCUGUUCUUGAUGAGAUGCGUGGAGUUCUCGAAAUGAGACUAGCGGCAGCCCUGGAGAUUAAAAAUGCCGCUGAGAAAGAGAUCCAAGAGAAAGAAGGUUCUGCACGAAAGGCACUUGCUGAGCAAGAAGCAAUCAUGGAUAAAGUUGUCCAAGAAUCAAAGCUCCUACAGAAGGAGGCUGAGGAAAACUCCAAGCUGCGAGAGUUCCUUAUGGAUCGUGGUCGGAUUGUUGAUUCUUUACAAGGAGAAAUCUAUGUGAUCUGUAAAGACAUCCGGCUCUUGAAAGAGAAAUUCGACAAUGGUGUGCCGUUGAGCCAAUCAAUCACCUCAAGCCAGACAAGCUGUAAACUUGCUUCUUCUGUAUCAUCCAUGAAGAGCUUGUUGCUGGAGAAGCCUCUUGACCUAUCUUAUGAAGCACCUGAAGCCUCAGGCAACAACAUGAGCGCAGAAGCUUCAGUUAACAAGGGAAAAGAGGACGAACGUAAGGAGCUCCUGGAAGAUGGCUGGGACAUCUUUGACAAAGAGAUAGAACUCUAAAUGGGGCUUUGGGAUCUACCUACAUAGAAGAAGAUUCAGUCUCUUUAUAGAAAUAAACUGGCGUUAAGAAUAAAAGAGACGUGAAAGGGGUUUUGGGUUUACGUUUAUUAUAUCCACUUUGCAGAGCAAACUAUAACGUGAAAAGGGGAACAAGAACAGCUUAAUUUUUCUUGUGCAUAAUUCUCUUAUA
Messenger RNA from Brassica oleracea var. oleracea, 1916 nucleotides. RefSeq lists its product as uncharacterized. The record is from RefSeq and is a predicted model, not a curated record. NCBI's taxonomy places the organism in Eukaryota, Viridiplantae, Streptophyta, Magnoliopsida, Brassicales, Brassicaceae. The transcript has 9 exons. Bases 137 to 1726 code for a protein of 529 amino acids.